CAGAGCCAUUAGUGUCAGUUUGAACUGCCUCACGAAGACACUGUAUAGUUAACAACCGAAUUUUAUAAAAUAUACACAUCCUUACAUUCUAAGAACCAGGUGUUUGGGAGCAAAAUAAAAAUAAAUUAACCAUUAAUAUUUACCACGAGAAUGGAAAUACUGUUCUCUCGUGGAACGUGGAUCGUCAUAAUCAUCACCACGGGCCUACGAAUAUCGACAGUAAAUUGCCGUUUUAGCGAAAGAUCAUGGGUCUCUAAAUUUGGUAAAGCUCCUCUCCUCGAAAAAUUUUCAUGGAAGUUUUUUGACUGGGCUUAUCCAGAUGAAGACAGUAGACAGGCCGCUCUAGAAAGCGGUGAUUACAUACCGGAGAAUUCAGUUCCUGUUGGUUUUGAAGUAUGGAGAAAUAAACUUUUCGUCGGUGUUCCAAGAUGGAAGGAGGGAAUACCGGCAACCCUUAAUUACAUACCUCUCGAUACGAACCGUGGUGGAUCACCAAAAUUAAUUCCAUAUCCCAGUUGGAGACAAAACGUCGCUGGAGAUUGCGGUAUCGGGCUUACCACAGUAUACAAAAUGCAUGCUGACCAGUGCAAUCGUCUUUGGGUACUAGAUGUUGGUACACUCGGAAAUGAAGCUACCCAAAUUCAAGCAUGUCCAUAUACCUUAAACAUCUUCGAUCUGACGACAAACGAAGUUGUGCGACAAUACCAACUACCCCCGGAGGAUCUUAAACCGAGUACAUUUAUCAUCAACAUAGCGGUUGAUAUGGGUAGCGGAGGUUGUAAUGAUGUUUUCGCUUAUAUGUCGGAUGAGCUUGGUUACGGCCUGAUAGUCUAUGACUGGAAAGCGAAUAAGUCUUGGCGCAUUAGCCAUGGCUUUUUUUAUCCUGAUCCAUUGGCUGGUGAUUACAAUCUCGGUGGUUUAAAUUGGCAAUGGAUUGAUGAAGGGAUUUUUGGCAUGACUCUCUCACCAAUGGCUAAUGAUGGAUUCAGAACAUUGUUUUUCCACCCUCUGAGUAGUAACAGAGAGUUUGCUGUUUCAACAAGAAUACUCAGAGAUGAAGAUCUUUCAAAGAACAGUUAUCGAGAAUUCCACGUACUAUCUGAGCGAUACAUGGGUCAUUCAACAUCGGAGGCUAUGGACGAGAACGGUAUCAUGGUGUUCAAUUUGAUUGACCAAAAUGCCGUCGGUUGUUGGAAUUCUUUGCUACCUUAUGAGCCAGCCAACCAUGGAAUAAUAGCUAAGCAUGAUAAGGCGUUGGUUUUCCCGGUUGAUGUUAAGAUUAAUCACGGAACGGUGUGGAUAAUGUCGAAUCGUUUAGAGAGGUUUGUGUUGAGAAUUAUGAACUUCACGGAGGUAAAUUUUAGGAUUUUGACAGUACCCCUAGAGGACGCAGUUGCCAAUACAAUUUGUGAAAAACCCCGGACGCAAUGGAGUUUUCAACAUCAGGAAUCUUACAAUAAUAUGCUUUUAUGGGAAUAAUGAUGGCACAAGUAUCUUUACAGCGUCCGAAAAUAAAACUACUAGUUAUUUUUUAGAUAAAAUAUGUGCUUGUAAUCGGAUUAAAUUAACAUUUAUGUAGUUGAAUUCCAUUUCAUUCAAGGUAGUGCUUUACAAUCAUCAGGCAAUUUAAAAAUAUUUUAACGCGGCUUAGAAGAAUGCUUUUAAUCUUAACAACUUCAUUCAACUGCAUUGUAUUUCCCUCUUAGAAUUUUUAUAUUGAAAAUUUAACCAACCUAUUGUGAAAAAUCAAUAACUCGUUUAUACUUACUUACACUGAGCUGCGAUUAAUCAUGAAAGUUCCAAUGUGUUUAAUUUCAGCAAUCAAUACAAACUAAGGCAUUUAAUAAAUUUAAGGGAUGAAAAAACCUUCUAAA
Molecule: messenger RNA, 1874 nt
Organism: Venturia canescens
Lineage: Eukaryota; Metazoa; Arthropoda; Insecta; Hymenoptera; Ichneumonidae
Product: protein yellow-like
Exons: 6
Coding region: 151-1479 (442 amino acids)
Cellular component (GO): extracellular region
Source: RefSeq, a predicted model, not a curated record